AUGGGCAAAUACGCCAUUGUCGUGAUUGGCCCGGCCGGAAGCGGGAAGAGUACACUCUGCACCGUCGUGGCGGAGCACUACGCGACGAAGGGCCGCUCCACACACAUCUGCAACUUCGACCCCGCCGCGGAGGAGCUGUCGUACAACCCAUCCAUUGACAUUCGCGACCUCAUCUCGCUGGAGGAUGCGAUGGAAGGGAAGGGCCUUGGCCCCAACGGCGGGUUGGUGUUCUGUAUGGAGUACCUGCUGAGUCACGGGGAGGUGUGGCUCUCUGACCAGCUCGGCGACCACGUGGAGGACUUCAUCAUUGUUGAUAUGCCCGGGCAGGUGGAGGUCCUUUCGCAUGUCUCCGCGGUGCCAGGCUUCACGCAGGUGCUGCAGCGCGCUGGCUUCAACGUUGUGGUGCUGUUCCUGCUUGACGCUCUGGCGGCCACGGCGGAUGCGGGGAAGUUUAUCUCCGGCUGCACCUUUGCCCUCUCCAGCAUGGUCUGCUUUGACUGCCCCUUCUUGAAUGUCCUCACAAAGUGCGACCUCCUCCCGCCGGCUAUCAAGGAGGAGACACUGGAACACUACUGCGCGUGCGAGUUCGACCACCUCGACACGAAACCGCUGCCCGGGAGGUGGCGCGAAAUGGUGCGCACAAUGGCUUCUGUCAUAUCCGAUUUUAACCUCGUCACGUUUCGUCCAAUGGACGUCACCGACACGGCCUAUGUGGACAACCUCUGCCAGCUCAUCGACGAGGUACUGCAGGUGGCGGAUGACGCGGAGGUGAACGAUCGCGAUAUACCCAACGGCAACGAGGACGGUGAGAAUGCGGAGGACACAAUUGAUUGGAAGCACUACUGA
Molecule: messenger RNA, 846 nt
Organism: Trypanosoma grayi
Lineage: Eukaryota; Euglenozoa; Kinetoplastea; Trypanosomatida; Trypanosomatidae
Product: GPN-loop GTPase 3
Exons: 1
Coding region: 1-846 (281 amino acids)
Molecular function (GO): GTPase activity
Source: RefSeq, a predicted model, not a curated record